AGCGCACGGACCAUCAUUACAUGAGAAGAUGGAGACUUUCAGGUAUCUGUUUUGAACGUAUGAAAAGUUUAUGCUAUACCAUACCAUGUUUGCAACUAUGUAUCUUUAAUUUUUUUGGAACAUAUUUUACGUCUGGAACGAAAUAGUGGAUAUGCAAACGGCACUGGGGGACACUUGGAACCAUAACAUCAGCUCUUAUAACCUGUCCUCUACGGAUCCAGACCGCUUCAGCAGCCUGGAGGACAUAGAUAUGACCGCGGACGGCAGUCCAGCGCUUCGAAUCAUGAUAUCAAUCGUGUAUUCUGUGGUUUGCGCAGCGGGUUUGGUGGGGAAUUUGUUAGUCGUUUUCUUAAUGAAAGUGAGACAAGGAAGAAAAAGGUCCACCAUACACUUUUUUGUUCUUAAUCUGGCCAUGACAGACUUCCAGUUUGUCCUGACCCUGCCUUUCUGGGCUGUGGACACUGCUCUGGACUUCAGUUGGCCGUUUGGGAACGCGAUGUGCAAGAUCAUUCUCUCCGUUACUGUUAUGAACAUGUACGCGAGUGUGUUCUUCCUCACUGCUAUGAGUGUUACGCGCUACUGGUCCGUUGCCUCGGCUCUAAAGGACCGCACCAGACACAGAUAUUGUUCGGUGAGAUGGGUGAGCGCAGUGCUCUGGGUUUUUGCCACUGUGGCCACAGCUCCAACGGCUAUUUUCUCCAAUAUGACAAACAUCGCUGGGGAGAAGCUCUGCCUUUUGCGGUUCCCGGAGGGCCAGCACUGGCUGGCUUUAUAUCACUUACAAAAAAUCAUAAUUGCCUUUGUUUUCCCCAUGCUCAUAGUAACAAUUUGCUAUUUGAUGCUCCUACGAUUCGUUCGCCUGAGGAGUAUGAACAACAACCAUCCUAAACGGAGUAACAGAGUCACUAAAUCCGUUACCAUUGUGGUUCUUUCAUUCUUUUUGUGUUGGAUGCCAAAUCACGCUAUCACUUUCUGGGGCGUCCUGGUCAAAUUUAAUGUGGUGAACUGGGACAAGUCUUAUUAUAUGGUUCACACCUAUGUUUUCCCCGUGACCGUGUGCCUGGCACAUGCCAAUAGUUGCUUGAACCCAGUUUUAUAUUGUCUCAUGCGAAGAGAGUUCAGGAAAAUGCUGAAGGAUUUAUUCUGGCGGGUUUCCUCACCUGCGAACAGCUGCCAAAUACGUCCCUUUUCUGCAACUCGAAAAGCCUCUGUCCACCGUGACACACAAAUACCUUUGAAUGUCAUAGACACCGACCUCUGUCAACUAUCCAUUGUAAAUGGGCAAUGUGACGCAUUAGCGGAGGACAGCCAAGCAUAAAGGUUACUUCAUGCGUAAAACCAGAGUUCUAAGCCACUUCGUAAAACAAUUCGUUGUUUUUAUUGUCAAAAGAGUCAAAUAUUACGAAGUGUAUUAUCAUCGACUCAAUGCAUAGGACUAAGAUGAGAACAUUAACUUUUCUAAAUUAACAGUAUUUACGUUUAUAAAUGAUGAU
This is a messenger RNA of Oncorhynchus keta (chum salmon), 1493 nucleotides long. It is a transcript of the gene rxfp3.3b, whose product is annotated as relaxin family peptide receptor 3.3b. NCBI's taxonomy places the organism in Eukaryota, Metazoa, Chordata, Actinopteri, Salmoniformes, Salmonidae. Gene Ontology annotation, molecular function: G protein-coupled receptor activity. Gene Ontology annotation, biological process: immune response; G protein-coupled receptor signaling pathway. Gene Ontology annotation, cellular component: membrane. The record is from RefSeq and is a predicted model, not a curated record. Bases 152 to 1318 code for a protein of 388 amino acids. The transcript has a single exon.